AUGUCGAUACCAAAUGUGAUAUCAUCAGAAACGAUGAAUCCAACAUCUUUGUUAAGUCCAACUUCUGGCAAUGUCCUGAUGCUGUUAAACGUCUUGUAUACCCCAAGCCUUCUCCUUCAUACUCCCAAUCUUCCACUAUUAAAUGGUCAGUUUGUAUAG
Molecule: messenger RNA, 159 nt
Organism: Loa loa (African eye worm)
Lineage: Eukaryota; Metazoa; Nematoda; Chromadorea; Rhabditida; Onchocercidae
Exons: 1
Coding region: 1-159 (52 amino acids)
Source: RefSeq, a predicted model, not a curated record